AUGGCCAGCAGAAAGCGGUGCUUGGUCUUAGGACUCCUUGCAUUUUUAUGGGCUGGAUUGGCCUCUGAAGGCUCAGAAAAGCAAGAGGAAGAGACCUGCAGGUUGCUGGGCAGGUUUGAUUUGAACGGAUACGUAGAUGCCCAGAAUCAUUCACUUGUUAUUGGAGGACUGUUUCCCAUCCACGCUAGGACCAUCCCACCAAACGAAUCUAUUUUGGAGCCAGUAUCUGCCAAAUGUGAAGGGUUCAACUUUCGGGGAUUCCGCUGGAUGAAAACCAUGAUCCACACGAUCAAGGAGAUUAACCAGAGGAAGGAUAUUUUGCCCAGUAUCACUCUGGGCUAUCAGAUCUUUGACUCCUGUUCCACCAUCUCCAAGACAAUGGAGUCGGCCAUGGUGUUCCUCACAGGGCAGGAAGAGAACAAGCCCAACAUCAGGAACAGCACUGGGGCGUAUCUGGCAGGAAUUGUUGGAUCAGGGGGGUCCUCCUUAUCAAUCGCUGCUUCAAGAAUACUAGGGUUGUAUUUCCUACCUCAGGUGGGCUACGCCUCUACCUGUUCCAUCCUCAGUGACAAAUUCCAGUUCCCGACUUACGUUCGCACAGUAGCCAGUGAUAAGUUCCAGUCCAUGGCCAUGGUAAAGCUUAUCCAGCACUUUGGUUGGGUCUGGGUGGGCACCAUAGCAGGCGAUGAUGAUUAUGGAAAAUACGGAGUAAAAAUUUUUAAGGAACACAUGGAGAACGCCAACCUCUGUGUGGCAUUCUCUGAAACCAUCCCCAAAGUCUAUUCCAAUGAAAAAAUGCAAAGAGCCGUGCAGGCCGUAAAGAACUCCACGGCCAGAGUGGUCGUGCUUUACGCUUCUGACCUUGACCUCCAUCCCUUCAUGCUGGAGAUGGUUCACCACAACAUCACCCACCGCACGUGGAUAGCGACCGAAGCGUGGAUCACCUCAGCCCUCCUUGCCAAGCCCGAAUACUUCCCGUACUUCGGUGGAAGCAUUGGAUUUGCAAUUCCAAGAUCUGAUAUACCAGGUUUAAAAGAGUUUCUUUACAACGUACACCCCAGCAGGGAUCCAGAUGAUGUCCUGACCAUUGAGUUCUGGCAGACUGCUUUUAACUGUACUUGGCCUAAUAGCAGCGUUCCGUACAACGUCGACCACAGGGUGAACAUGACCGGUAAAGAGGACCGACUGUACAGCAUGUCUGAUAAGCUCUGUACUGGACAGGAGAAGCUGGAAGACCUUAAAAACACCUACCUGGAUGUGUCUCAGCUGAGGAUCACCAACAAUGUCAAACAGGCUGUCUACACCCUGGCACACGCCCUGGAUCACCUGAGCAGGUGCGAGGAGGGGCAGGGGCCGUUCAUUCCAGGAAACACUUGUGCGUACAUACCUGACUUUGAUCCUUGGCAGCUAAUGUUCUAUGUGAAGACAGUUCAGUUUACAACCCAUGAUGGAAAGACAAUACAGAUUGAUAAGAAUGGGGACGUGAUGGGACACUAUGACAUUCUAAAUUGGCAAUUAGAUGAUAAUGGAGAAAUUGCCUUCAUGAAGGUUGGAGAAUAUAUAUUUACAGAAAAUAAGUUUGAACUUGUUUUCACAAAGAAUUCGACAAUAUUUUGGAACACUGAGUCAUCACAGCUUCCCCAUUCCAUGUGUACUGACGUGUGUCUUCCCGGAACACGGAAAGGGAUUCGACAGGGGGAGCCCAUAUGCUGCUUUGAGUGCAUCCCUUGUGCUGACGGAUACGUGUCGGAGAAAGCAGGUCAACGGGAGUGUGAGCCAUGCAGUGAAGACUACUGGUCCAACGUGCAGAAGAGCCAGUGUGUGCUCAAGGAGGUGGAGUUCCUCGCCUACGACGAUGCCUUGGGCCUCACCCUUGCCGUCCUCGCCGUCUUUGGGGCCCUGGUGGCCUUGGCGGUCAUGGUGGUGUAUGUGGUGCACAGGCGCACGCCCCUGGUCCGGGCCAAUGGCUGGGAGCUGAGCCUCCUCAUGCAGGCUUCCCUGGCCACCACGGCGCUGUCGUCCAUGCUCUUCAUUGGCAAGCCGUGUACCUGGUCCUGCAUGGCCUGCCAAGUCACGCUGGCCCUGGGCUUUUCCCUUUGCCUGUCUUGCACUCUUGGAAAGACUCUCUCUCUCUUUUUUGCCUACAGAAUCUCCAGAUCCAAAACCCGACUCAUAUCCAUGCACCCCAUUUGUCCAAAGAUCAUUGUGUUGCUCUCUGUUCUGGUGGAGAUCGGCAUAUGCACCACCUACUUGGUAUUUAAACCCCCAAAGGUGUACAAGAACAUGGAAUCCCAAAACAUAAAGAUCAUUCUGGAAUGCGAUGAAGGCUCUCUGGAAUUUCUGUGCUUCACGUUUGGGGUCGAUGCCUUCCUGGCCUUGCUGUGCUUCCUCACGGCCUUUGUGGCUCGGCGGUUGCCAGAUAAUUACUAUGAGGGGAAGUGCAUCACCUUCGGGAUGCUGGUCUUUUUUAUUGUCUGGAUUUCUUUUGUCCCUGCUUACUUGAGCACCAAAGGCAAGUUCAAGGUGGCUGUGGAGAUAUUUGCGAUUUUGGCAUCUAGCUACGGCUUGUUGGGUUGCAUGUUUGCUCCCAAGUGCUUCAUUAUUCUGCUGAGGCCAGAGAGGAACACAGAUGAGGUCGUAGGAGGGAGAGUCCCCACUGUAGAUAGGAGCAUCCAGCUGACCUCAGCUUCAGUGAGCAGUGAGCUGAACAACACCACAGUAUCCACCGUUCUGGACCACUAGGGCUGAAGCUCCGUGUGCCGCUCAGGGCGACCAUGGUGACAUUACCUUUCGGGUGGCUCCUGCAGCAGCUGCCUGACGGCUCUGGAUCUUGCUGUGGAUUUGGGCUCUGGUGGUGUAUCUUAGCAAGGUGUGUGGAGGCUCAUUCUUUAAAACACUAGCAAGGAUUAGGAUGCCCUUUGUUAUUGAAAUUGUAACUAUUUCAUUCAGACCUUUCAUAAUACUUAGGUUUAGGAGUGCAUAGGAGAGGAGCUGAAAGGCACAAAUGAUAAAGAAAAACAUUGGUUCUGGAAUACUUCUUUGUUUUCAAACCAUGAGUAUCCCAUCUAGACUUCUACAUUAAACAAAGUCACUGGGUGAGGACCCAGAGAGACUUCUCCAUAUCCUGCUACUGUCUUUCCAGAACAGACAGCUUUUCUCUAUCUCCUUUGCUCCUUUGGAGCAGGGGGUUUGGAUUAUUCAUGUUUCAAAGGACUCUGGCAUAUAGAGAAUAUUGAAGGACUCGAUGUCAACAAAACGUGUCCUUCUUGAAACAAUAAUAGGAAUAGACAAGUUUCUCCCAGAGGGCAGGCAAGGCACCUGCUCAGACGCUCCUGGAGGAGAGCAGGUGGUGGAGUAUGAGUUUCAAAGUAGCCCUCUGCUCGAAAUUCGAAAGCCAAGGGGUUUAGGGUUCAGCACAGCACUUAAGGAGAUGAGAGAGUGAGGACCUGGACAGCAGAAAGGAGAAGAGAAAAAAGCAAAUCUUUAC
Messenger RNA from Ictidomys tridecemlineatus (thirteen-lined ground squirrel), 3487 nucleotides. RefSeq names its product vomeronasal type-2 receptor 1. Gene Ontology annotation, cellular component: plasma membrane. The record is from RefSeq and is a predicted model, not a curated record. Gene Ontology annotation, biological process: G protein-coupled receptor signaling pathway. Gene Ontology annotation, molecular function: olfactory receptor activity; G protein-coupled receptor activity. Lineage: Eukaryota; Metazoa; Chordata; Mammalia; Rodentia; Sciuridae.